Messenger RNA from Papilio xuthus (Asian swallowtail), 998 nucleotides. RefSeq lists its product as uncharacterized. The record is from RefSeq and is a predicted model, not a curated record. Lineage: Eukaryota; Metazoa; Arthropoda; Insecta; Lepidoptera; Papilionidae. The coding region runs from base 281 to 775 and encodes 164 amino acids. The transcript is spliced from 6 exons.
UCAACUGAAGGAACAUCAAGUGAGGGAUCACAUAACAGUGCAGGAUGCGACGCCGCUGUGUUCUGAAGAACAUUUGAUCAAUAAACCUAAAAACAAGGCGCGUCCGCCGGUGAAGGACUCGACAAGUCACGCGAUCAGCGAUACAUAUGAGCAGUUGACGCUGGUGCUGCCCGAGGGCCUGCUCUGCCGCGAGUGUGACACACCGCUUGACAGUGACAAACACUUCCUUGGUUACACGAAGUGCAGCAAGUGUCCAUACGCGACAUCGUGUUACCGCGCCAUGCUGAACCACAGCGGCUGCUGCGCCGGACCGCACUCGCUGGAGGACGCGCCGCGCGCCGCCCCCCACACCACGCACUGCCUCUGCGGAUACAGCACUCACAUCGGUACGGACAUGCUGACACAUUUGUUAAUGUGUGAGCGCAAGACUGCUUACAGCUCGGAUGAGGAGGCACGCGCUAACAUCGUGAACGCGGAGGAGCAGACGCACAAGCCCGCACCACCAGCCGACACAUCGCCUCUUGAUACUCCAUUGGAGAGCCUGUCAUCGAUGUCAGACUACGCGCCGCCGUCCGUGCUCAACACGCAGCUGUCGCUUGACGACCUCGCUCCACCCUCUGUACUGCAGCCUGACCAGCAUGAGCCGGAACGUCUGGCGGACGCGUACGACCGGCCGCUGGCGACACCGCGCCGUGAGGAGCCCCACUACACGCUGGGGGACUUUGAGCCGCUGCCACAGGAGCCCCCGCCACAGCCUGACUUUGAACAACUCUAAAAUUCAACAUUGAACUACUCUGCAGCAAACAUCUCUUUCAUUCCUUGUGAUAAAACAGAGACGGACAUAGAAUUCCACUGUCUUUAGAUUGGUGAUCACUGUAUUAAAAAUUUUGGAUAAUUGGCAUUACUCCACUGAACAUACUAAAAUUAUGUCAUUUAAUUUGUCAUCUUCCUUUACAAUAUAUAGCUAUGGUUAGUUGGGCUCAUAGAUUUUUUAAUUU